AUGAUGAAUUGCAAAUCAGCCCCAACACCAAUAGUGACAGGUUUGAAGUUGAGAAAAGAUGACAAAGAAGCUUAUGUAAAUUCAACUUUGUAUAAAAAACUUGUUGGAAGUCUUAUGUACUUAACAACCACAAGAUCGGACAUAAUGUUUGGAGUUAGUCUCAUUUCAAGGUUCAUGGAAUCUCCAAAAGUUUCACAUAGGCAAGCUGGAAAAAGAAUUUUGAAAUAUAUUAGUAGAACAAGGAACUAUGGAAUUAUCUACUCAAGCGUAAAUGAUUUCAAGCUAAUAGGAUACACUGGCAGUGAUUGUGUAGGGAGUAUAGAUGAUAGGAAAAGUACUUCAAGCUAUGUUUUUCAUUUUGGAUCAGGUGUAGUAUCUUGGGCUUCAAAGAAACAGCCAAUUGUCACUCUUUCAUUAGUUGAAGUAGAGUAUGUAGCAGCUACAAGGGCAGUGUGUCAAGCAGUUUGGAUGAGAAGAAUGUUGAAUGAAUUGAAACAUGAACAAGAAAAGACAACAAAGAUAUAG
Cryptomeria japonica (Japanese cedar) is the source of this 525-nucleotide messenger RNA. RefSeq names its product secreted RxLR effector protein 161-like. The transcript has a single exon. The record is from RefSeq and is a predicted model, not a curated record. Lineage: Eukaryota; Viridiplantae; Streptophyta; Pinopsida; Cupressales; Cupressaceae. The coding region runs from base 1 to 525 and encodes 174 amino acids.